ACAAUCUGGAGACCAUUGUAUCCCCAGGGUCGCUCCAGCCACCUUGCCAUAUUCGACCCCGUGACAAACUUGACCAAAGGAUGUCGAUUUAUUCAUUAACCCCUUCAACAUCGACGCGCGAGCCAGUUAGUAUCACCCACCCUUGUAAUUGGCAGUCCACCACGCCAAUUGACGUUCCUUGUCUUUUUCGUUUCAUAUCCUUCACACUCCCUUCUCUCCACGUCCCCCCUCGUUUGCAGCAUCCUCUCUAUCUAUGGCCCAACAACCAGAAUCAACGACACCAUCGGUGAAGUCCCUGUCGUCACUUCUGUUCGAGGAGAUCGAUUCUAUUCUCUGUCCUCCUCCGCAGGCGUUUCCUGUUUACUACUCUACAUCCUCGCCGCUUCCUGUGGCAGACGACCGGCAAGAAACGUCCAACACCAGCGACGCGUCGCCGCGGCCCAGCAGCAUGGUGGCGGACCAGUCGUCUCCUUCAUUGCCACCGUCACUGGUUGAGGUGGCAGACACCGAGGCGGAGAUAUCCAGCACUGACGACGCGUCAGAACAGUCCUCCGACAGCAUAGAACAUCACCCACUAUAUCACCGGCACCUUCUUUCGCCAAUCCUGGAGGGCGGUAGCAUCAUUGACGACGAGCCACGUUAUCCACCUGACGAGGAAUCAAUCUUCGACUGUUAUUUGCCGUGGUCACAGCCCGAUGCUAGUGAAAAUCCACCAUGCCUUGCACUCAAAGAGAGACCGCCCGUCCCACCACGUGGAGACGUUAUCAGUUGUUUAUUGCCUUUCACUCCCUUAACAGGAGCUACCGCAAUCGUACCUCCUGGGUAUCUUCAGAUAUCUGGGCGACGUUUACCGCCUCCGGUCGACCGACCACCCUUUGAUGAACCUCUGUCACCGUCCCUCUCAUCCAAGGGUAUCAUCGACUUCCCAUAUGACUUUCCAAUUGAUGACGCCCCUCGAUCUGCUCCGCUUCUGGGCAGGAGCGAUUCCGAAUCAAGCCGCGAUAGCUCUAGCACUGACGAAGUCCAUUCCGAUAGCAAAGUGUCGACUCGACGUUGGAAACGACUAUUUCGCAGCAGUCGCAAGUCAUCCAAGGUCUCGAUGCCUCCACCUACGAGUCUUCUGGAAUCCUCGACUCCGGAUGUAUCAGAGUUUGGCGCUGUCGAGUCGGCAGAGUCAUUGGCGAGCGGUGAAAAACAGUCAUCGUUAAGCCGAAAUGUGCUUAAGAAGCCGCCUAAGAAAUCCAGUAACCUGGAUGUGCCGUCGAAGAGCGACACUGAGGCUCCAUUGACGAGUGUCACCAAGGUGUCCCGGAAAUUUCCUGGUUUACUGAAGCUUAGUGCUAUAGUUCGAUCCACAGACUCGGAAACCGAGCAUGGAGCGCAGCCUUCGCUACUACCCCGCACACCUGAUGGUUCUUUUCCGCCCACUCCGCCACUGAGCGCUCACGACUUGGGUAAAGUCAAUGCGUUUUAUGCCCCAGUGCCUAUACUACCGACACCUAGGCCACCGAUGACGCCUAAACUGCCUGCAACACCUCAAGUCCCGAUGACCCCAGAAUUCCCUUCAACUCCCAAUAUCCCACCAAUUCCCGACAUCCCGCCUACUCCCAAAAUGAUAUCAAGCCACAAAUCGACUCCUUCUCUCCGAACGGCUCAGAGUCUCGACACCAUGGGUUCUAAAUCCAUACGCUCCUUCAAAUCCGCUCAAUCGUCCAAAUCCUCCAGAGCCAUCCCCCCUCCCAAGCCUGCUCCCACCUGCGAACUGCCUCCUACACCAGCGCCUGCUAUAGUCCUCUCUCAGACGUCUAAAGAGGAUAAGAGGAAUACCAUAUUUUUCGUCAUCGAACCAGAAUGGGACCAAAAUUCGGACGACGAUGUGCCUUUCCAAUUCGUUCCCAGAGAGGCUGUUACUACAAGCGAGCAGAGGGUCUACAUGGAUGUUUUCAGCCAUCGUAUGUCGUUGCGGCCACGGUCUGUUUCCAAUCCAGAAUUGUUGGCUGCUUCAGUGGCGAAGAGUCUAGCGUCUGCCGUUGAAGGAGCUGGGUAUUGAAUGCGAACGAUUUGUUUUGGUGAUUUUCCUGUGCCCUUGUAUAUAGUUGUAUAUAGUACCAUGUUGUAUUACCUUCCUUGUAACUAUCGGAGGUCGCAGAGGACCGUUGCCCGGAAUACAGUGUAUUUUAAACUCCUUCAUGACGAUCGAGGAGGAUGUU
Messenger RNA from Desarmillaria tabescens, 2210 nucleotides. RefSeq lists its product as uncharacterized. NCBI's taxonomy places the organism in Eukaryota, Fungi, Basidiomycota, Agaricomycetes, Agaricales, Physalacriaceae. Bases 254 to 2050 code for a protein of 598 amino acids. The record is from RefSeq and is a predicted model, not a curated record. The transcript has 2 exons.